This is a messenger RNA of Colletotrichum siamense, 909 nucleotides long. RefSeq lists its product as uncharacterized. The record is from RefSeq and is a predicted model, not a curated record. Bases 1 to 909 code for a protein of 302 amino acids. The transcript is spliced from 3 exons. NCBI's taxonomy places the organism in Eukaryota, Fungi, Ascomycota, Sordariomycetes, Glomerellales, Glomerellaceae.
AUGCAGAUCGUCGUCGUCCCCGCAUCGCCCAAGACUGGGCAAGCCACGAUACAAGCGUUGUUGGAAGAUCCAUCGGAACCGACAGUGACAGGGGUCUAUCGGGAUACAGGAAGAGUGCCAGCCGAAUUCAGGGAGCAUCCCCGGUUCAGGGCUGUCAAAGGCGAUGUCGCGAAUGUUGGGAGUCUCAAGUUUUCCGGAGCAGACGCAGUGGUGACCAUCACGCCGCCACUAUAUUCCGAAUCGAAACCGCUGACCAGAGCGCGAGAGAUGGCGGCGAAUGUCAAGUAUGCCAUUGGUAUGGCUGGGGACUCGGUCAAACGGUUGGUUUAUAUCUCAAGCGUGGGGGCGCAGCUAGAACACGGCACGGGCGAGAUAAAAACAAAUUACGAAGCUGAACAGGCACUUAUUGGCUCUGCGCCGGAGGUUGUGUUCGUGAGAUGCGCGUACUUUAUGGAGAACUGGGCGGCGGCGCUAGAGACUACCAAAAGCGAGAAGCGCCACUUCCACUCUGUUAUAUCGCCUGCGGACUACAAAAUACCCAUGGUCUCGGUACACGACAUCGGCAAAACUUGCGCCGCGCAAGCGCUCGCAGCCGGAUCCCCCCUCGGCGAGAAUCCUUACGUCUUCGAUCUCCACGGGCCGGACACGUAUUCGACGGAAGACGUGCGAAAGGUUUUCGAGGGGAGGAUAGGAACGGGCGUCGAGGCGAAGCUAGUCGAGGGCGUUCAGCUGGAGGAGUUCUUUGGCGAGAUCUUCCGGCCCCCGAUGGCCGGCAUGUUUGUGGAGAUGACGAGAAGCUUCUUGCCUGGCGGGGUUGCGGUCGAGGAGAUUGUGGAAGGUGCAAGAGUUCAACGAGGAAAGACGACACUAAGUGAAGCUGUUGAGAGGAUGAUGGGUGGAAAUGGGUAA